Prionailurus viverrinus (fishing cat) is the source of this 4808-nucleotide messenger RNA. RefSeq names its product MSL complex subunit 3 (gene MSL3). The record is from RefSeq and is a predicted model, not a curated record. Lineage: Eukaryota; Metazoa; Chordata; Mammalia; Carnivora; Felidae. Bases 50 to 1618 code for a protein of 522 amino acids. Gene Ontology annotation, biological process: regulation of DNA-templated transcription; chromatin organization. Gene Ontology annotation, cellular component: MSL complex; nucleus; NuA4 histone acetyltransferase complex. The transcript has 14 exons.
GCGCGCGCUCCGCCCGCCCCGGAGCCUCGCCCUCCGCCACGAUGAGCAAAUGAGCGCGAGCGAGGGCAUGAAAUUUAAAUUCCACUCAGGGGAGAAAGUGCUGUGCUUCGAGCCUGACCCCACCAAGGCGCGAGUGCUGUACGAUGCCAAGAUUGUCGAUGUUAUUGUUGGGAAAGACGAAAAAGGCAGAAAGAUUCCAGAAUAUCUGAUCCAUUUUAAUGGUUGGAACAGAAGCUGGGAUAGAUGGGCAGCUGAAGAUCAUGUCCUUCGUGACACCGAUGAAAAUCGGAGAUUACAGCGUAAAUUGGCAAGGAAAGCUGUAGCUCGCCUAAGAAGCACAGGAAGAAAGAAGAAACGCUGCAGGUUGCCUGGUGUUGACUCUGUCUUAAAAAGCCUCCCUGUUGAAGACAAGGAUGAAAAUGAUGAAAACUCAAUAAGCAGUUCCUCUGAUGACAGUAGUGAAGAAAAGGAUGAAGAAAUAAGUGAAGAAAGUGAUAUUGAAGAAAAGACGGAAGUGAAGGAAGGACCGGAGCCACACACAAGAAGGGAAAUGGAAGAAAGGACAAUAACGAUAGAAAUCCCAGAAGUUCUGAAGAAGAAGCUCGAGGACGAUUGUUACUAUAUCAACAGGAGGAAACGGUUAGUGAAGCUUCCGUGCCAGACCAACAUCAUAACUAUUUUGGAGUCCUACGUGAAGCAUUUUGCUAUCAAUGCAGCCUUUUCAGCCAAUGAGAGGCCUCGGCACCAUCAUGCUAUGCCACAUGCCAAUAUGAACGUGCACUAUAUUCCAGCAGAAAAGAACGUUGAUCUUUGUAAGGAGAUGGUGGAUGGAUUAAGAAUAACUUUUGAUUACACGCUCCCACUGGUUUUGCUCUAUCCGUAUGAACAAGUUCAGUAUAAAAAGGUGACUUCAUCCAAGUUUUUUCUUCCGAUUAAGGAAAGUGCCACAAACACUAACAGGAACCAGGAGGAGCUCUCUCCGAGCCCGCCUUUGCUGAAUCCGUCCACACCGCAGUCCACGGAAAGUCAGCCCACCUCCGGUGAACCAGCCACCCCCAAGAGGCGCAAGGCCGAGCCGGAAGCCUUGCAGUCUCUGAGGCGGUCCACGCGCCACUCUGCCAACUGUGACAGGCUGUCUGAGAGCAGUGCCUCUCCUCAGCCCAAGCGCCGGCAGCAGGACACGUCCUCCAGCAUGCCUAAGCUCUUCCUGCACCUGGAAAAGAAGACACCUGUGCACAGCAGAUCAUCCUCACCUGUCCCGCUGACCCCUAGCAAGGAAGGCAGCGCAGUGUUUGCUGGCUUUGAAGGCAGAAGAACUAACGAAAUAAACGAGGUCCUCUCCUGGAAACUGGUACCGGACAGUUACCCCCCAAGUGACCAGCCGCCUCCACCCUCUUACAUUUAUGGGGCACAACACUUGCUACGAUUGUUUGUGAAACUUCCAGAAAUCCUUGGAAAGAUGUCCUUUUCUGAGAAGAAUCUGAAGGCUUUACUGAAGCACUUUGAUCUCUUUCUUAGGUUUUUGGCAGAAUACCACGAUGACUUCUUCCCAGAGUCUGCCUAUGUUGCUGCCUGUGAGGCACACUAUAGCACCAAGAACCCCAGGGCGAUUUAUUAAAGUUGAAACAGGGAGAUCCAGGGAUUGGCUGUGCCUGCAACUCAAGAAAAAUCCACCAUGAAAAUGCAUUUUUGAGAACUGCAAAGCUGUUUGCUCCAAUACUUCAGCAUGGCUUCUUUAACGCACCGUUGCCCCGCGCAGGCCAACGUUCCUUUUCUCACUCCACUGAGUUCACUCUUCACCUGAAGGUCAGACAACCAGUGCUAUGCCUUCAUACGAUUUCCUUUGUGAGCAAAUACGGAGUUGACAGGUCUUCAAACUUCUCUGACCUCCAAAUUCUGCAUGGCAGGGCGGAGGGAGUAAGUAAAUACUGAUAUUAUGACAUAAGCAAAAAAGGUGCACAAGCAGCAGAGGUUAGUAACCGCAAAAAUAGUAUGCAUUGAGAAUAAUGCCAGUACGCGUUCACCAGUCUUCAUGUUUUGGAAUUUCUUUGCAACGUCAAUCUUUAUCCUUCCAGAAGGUCAUGAAAAAUCAUAGGUAGUAAAGCGUUCGACUGUGUUUUUCUAUUGAUUGUACUUUUCUCACUCAGAUUUACAACUUUCGGUGGAAUGAUUUAAUAAGUCAUUUAGAGAUCUGCUUUGGCACAAGGUAAAUUACACCAGCCUGCUGAUUCUAUUUACUGCUCCAUCUUCACUAUUGUAAAGGUGACUUCUGAGACCAUUACUCUCCAGAAAAUGAUUUGGGGUGAGAUGACUUGUGAGCUGUAUAGAAACACACCUAUUAAUGUUAGAGGAGAAAGGCUGUUCCAGUGUGUUCGGGCAGUACGUAAGACGAAGUCUAAAGACCAAAAAUGCUCUAUUGGAGGGAAGCCUAGUAAGAUUUUCCUUUGAUUUACAAUAAUUCAUCUUAUCGUUUAUAUUCCGUAGCAUGUAAAGCUUAACCAAUCAUAGCAUUAAAACCCUUUGUUAAUUUUGUGGUCCAGAAGAAGCCAUGGUGUGGUAGGUAGAUUGAAAAAUGUUUCCAAAUCUUUACACACAAACACACACACAAACGUGUCUCUAUCCUUCAUCUUUCAAAGGCGAAUUUUUAGUUUCUCUUAUCAAGAGUUAGGAUCUAUUUUCCUUCCCCUUGAAUUUGGUCUGGCUUUUAUUUCUCUUGGGCUGAUGGCUGACUUUCAAUAGAUCACAGCGAGAGGAGUGUUCUGCCCAGUACAAAACCCAGAUUAGUCUGGCCUGGGGAUUUGCUCUAGCCAAGAAAAUAGGGCGGGAGUGCUUCCCUUCCCUUCUCUCCCUCGGAACCUUGCUGAGAUGUGAAACGACCCCGGGCUAACCUGCUGGACGAUAAGAGACAUAUUGCCUAGUUAUUCUCUUCUCAUCACCCAACCAACUACCGGCCAACUGCCCCACACGCGAAUGAAACCCUUUCAGACCAGCCAACCCCCAGCCUACCUACGAGUCCACUAUAGAUGCGUACAUAAGCCACCCCAAAUCUGCCAGACCUGGCCUAGGUUAGCAGAACCACCCGGUUGGCCUCUACAUUGUUGAUCAAUAAUGAACACUUACUGUUUUAAGCCACUGUGUUUUGGGGCGGUUUGCUAUACAGCAAUAUAGCUGUAUCUUUGUGGUGUAUAUGUUUUGCAUCCUAUGUAUGGAAGAGCGCGAGCUUCAUUGCCUUAGCUGAAAGAGCUGAAAUUCUGGUAUGUUCAGAGGCCAUCAGCUAACCAAGGGACCAUGUACCUGCUCCUGCUCCCGCUCAGGUAACAAGGAAGAAAUGGAUAGAGACCGCAACCUAUCUUUGGGAUUUGGUAGCUAGCACAACGUGGGUUUUAUUCUGUAAGAAAUUUAGUUUGCAGAAAACUAAAGAGGACAUAGAAUAUGUUUUCACCAUAAAAUUAACAAGUAUUAUUAUUUUGUAAGAUUUGUUUCCAGCCACUGUUUUAAAACCAAAUGAAACAUUUGUUGCUGCCUGGAUCUCAAUCCCCAGCCCUUCUCCCAGAGGUGAUAAUUCCCUGAGUUUGGUGUAGUGUGGACUUGUAUUGUGCACAUGGGAUUUCUCGGUCUCGUACUCUACACCUUGUUCCUGACAUGUAUUGAUGCGUAUUUACACAUAUACAUGUACGUAUAACAGAAAUAUGUGUGUAUAUAAGUACAUCAACCUGUGUUUUUACAUAUAUACGUAUUUAAUUUAAUCCUGUUAACUGCCGCAGAAGAUGAUCACAUGGAUAUAAAACCUUUUAUUAAUUACCUUACCAUUGUUGGACGUUCGGAUUGCUUCUGAGUCCCCCUUUUACUAACAGUGCUGCAAAGAACAGUGCUUGUACGCAGGUCCUUGUAUUCAAACACCAGUCAUUCUGUGGGUCAUAUGCCCAGAAUUGCUGGGUGCUCAGACACAUGCUUUUUCACAUUUUCUAGAGUCUAGAGUUACCCUGUUGGACAGGGAGCUGGCUUUAUCAGAGUUUCUGGGUGUUCAGUUUCAGGGCGGUUGUCUUGUGGGACAGAUUUAUAACACUGGGAGCUAAAAAGAAACUUGAAAACUUGAAAUCUCGGAAACAUUCUCCACGUUGCCUCAUCUCAUAUCGCCCGCUCCCCCCUGCCCUGUGUUUUUGUGUAGUGUUGGGGAUUAUUUGGUGGCCUCAUAGAAAUGAGAAAUAAAUAACUUCAUGGUGGUACAAAGCAGGGUAGGAGUUGAUGAUCUGCUACUUUGCUCACAGGGCAACUGUCAAUGACACCGUGGAAAGGAGUUGAUUGGCCAUGUGAGGAAUAUUUCAAAUAUUGCAUGGAACGGGGCAAAUGCACCACAUUAGGUCAUUUCUGAGGGGUAUCAGGUUCAUUAUUCAAUAAGGCAAACCAGGGGCUCUUGGGUGGCCCAGUCGGUUAAGCAGCCAACUUUUGGUUUCGGCUCAGGUAUUUCUCUCUGCCCCUUCCUCCCCACCCCCCACCGCUUGUGCUCCAUCUUUCAAAGAUAAAUAAACUUUUUUUUUAAGAAUAAGGCAAACCAGUUCUUUUGGCUUUCUCAGUCACGAGGUCAAGUCUAAAACCCGGCAUUUUCACAUUCCAAGACAUGAGAUGGUAAACAUACUAUGCCAGGAUCAAGGUUAGGUCAAACAAUAUCAUCUCUGUAAGGGAGAGAAAAUCAUUCUUGUUGUUUAAGGAGUAAAUGGCUGAAUGUUCUUAGAUUUUACACAUCCCCUGUCAAAAGUGAAUUAGAACAUAAGAAGCCUGUCCUCAUAAUAAAUGUGCUUCUCAACCAA